Anthonomus grandis grandis is the source of this 980-nucleotide messenger RNA. RefSeq lists its product as uncharacterized. NCBI's taxonomy places the organism in Eukaryota, Metazoa, Arthropoda, Insecta, Coleoptera, Curculionidae. The record is from RefSeq and is a predicted model, not a curated record. The transcript is spliced from 3 exons. The coding region runs from base 180 to 953 and encodes 257 amino acids.
GUUGAAUCUAGUUCAACAUUUUCGUUCAUGUCGAAGAAAACAAAAUGUCCGCGUGACGUUGGACGGAAGAGAAAUCCAUAAAAUUUGUGUUAUGUUACCAUAAAUAUCCAUGUUUGUGGGACUGUAAAUGUUUAGAUUAUAAAAAUAGAGAUAAGCGGGCAGCUGCAAUUAUCACCGAAAUGCGUGAAAAUGGUAUUAUUAUGACCAUAGCCGAGGUAAAAAUACGAAUUAAAACAAUUCGAACAACAUACUCUGCCGAAGUAAGAAAAAUUAACUCAUCUAUGAAGAGUGGAGCAUCAACUGACGACCUAUAUACACCUACUUGUGCAUGGUUCAAAAUUGCUGAUGGUUUUCUACGAAAUACAGUUGUUUUACGUGAAACGCAUGAUAAUUUGCAAGCCAAGUAUCAUCCAAUGAUGGUGUUUCAGAAGAUUUACCCAGUACGUCGGAACAUUCAGCAGCUAGGACAACGCAAACCAAUUCUGAAACAAUUGAGGUUAUCCCGAGGGUUACCCAAACACCUAAGCGUAAAAAAAAUAAUUCAGAAAAGUGAUCCUGCUACUACAGCUGUAGAAAAAUUAGAAAAUAUAUGCAAAACUAGUGCAGACGCAUUACAGGAGGAUGAAUUUGAAAUUUAUGAAAGAUACAUAGCCUCGCAGCUACGAUCGAUGGACCUAGAAAGAGCUAUUGAUGUUCAAAAUCAGAUUAACAACAUUUUAUCAAAGUCAAGAAUAGAAGACAUCAAAUGCAAAAAGAGUCUCCACAACACUUUUUCAAUUCCUCAUCCGGAAGAGAGUUUAGUAGAUAUAAAUUCACCACCUCCAAGUAACCAGACUGAAGUUGAGGUAUAUUCAGAAGAGGAUAGUGAUAUAACGUUUAUUGAAAAACCUGGGCAUUCUAGUGACAUAUUGUCACAAGCUGUGAAUUCUAUUUUCCGAUAUACUGAUUUGUAAAAUGUGUCAAUAAAGUUAUGAAAUGGA